UUCAAACUGGGAUUUCCCAACCCCCAGUAAGGAAGAUGCUCGGCGAGCCCUCAUCAAGUAUGUGUCAGAGCAAAGCUACGACAGCACCAAACCAGCAGAGCAGUGUGUGAUCACCAACAUGGAGGCAUUUGAUAUAUACAAAUAUAGCCUGGAGACAUACAUGGAGAAACGAACUACAGUGUGGAGUCGUGUGCCGUACAUUGGUCAGAAGAUAGACAUGAGUGAACAAACCCCACCCUUACCAUGGGAGAUUCCAGCUAAUGCCCCUACGCUUUUUCAAAAUGUAGAGCAAGCCAUUCAGGUGCCACACACAACAUCUGUGCAGGACUGCUACCGCUGUAAAACUGGAAUCAUCACCUGCACGCUGUGUCAUGGGACUGGUUCAAUAGAAUGCAGUGAGUGUCAUGGCAGUGGUUAUUCCAUUUACUCUCCAGAGUUGAGGAACUGCAUCGUCUGUGGUGGAUUGUGAUACGAACGUUGUAGGGACUGCAAUGCCUUAGGUAGCAAAAAGUGUGAGGUCUGCUCAGGCCAUCGAAGGAUCCUGCUUUCUAUCAAGCUCAUUGUGAACUGGAUUUCCAGCGUAGAUCAAGAUUUUGUU
This is a messenger RNA of Monopterus albus (swamp eel), 598 nucleotides long. Its product is annotated as protein SSUH2 homolog. The record is from RefSeq and is a predicted model, not a curated record. Bases 119 to 469 code for a protein of 116 amino acids. Lineage: Eukaryota; Metazoa; Chordata; Actinopteri; Synbranchiformes; Synbranchidae. The transcript has 8 exons.